AUGGCGGGGACGGGUGGGAUGUAUCAGUUAUUUUACGUAGGUGUAUACGAGGUGGUGGAUGAUCCAUCACUGGAUUCAAUAAUCUCAUGGAGCAAAAGCAACAAGAGUUUUGUCAUAUGGAAUCCUAAAGAGCUAGGGUUUGUGAGAAUUAAGGGGUCUGAGCACUUGGAAUUCGGACAUGAGCAAUACUUUGUGAGAGGUAAACCUGAUCUUUUGACGAAGAUGCGUUACCAAGCUGCCUCGGAUAGGAUGAAGAAAAGUCUCAAGGAAGCAAAAGCUAGAGCAGAAGCAGAGAAGAACGGCUGUGUGGGAGAUCAAUCUCCUAUUAGUAGGAUGAUGAAUGCCAGAGAUGCACGUAUUAGGUUCAACAAAAUUAUGAGAUCAUUUAAAGCUAAAACGCCACUGGAGAAUAGCUUCCUACAUCUACGAAUUUGA
This is a messenger RNA of Brassica rapa (field mustard), 435 nucleotides long. RefSeq names its product heat stress transcription factor A-4c. The record is from RefSeq and is a predicted model, not a curated record. Gene Ontology annotation, molecular function: DNA-binding transcription factor activity; RNA polymerase II cis-regulatory region sequence-specific DNA binding. Gene Ontology annotation, cellular component: nucleus. NCBI's taxonomy places the organism in Eukaryota, Viridiplantae, Streptophyta, Magnoliopsida, Brassicales, Brassicaceae. Gene Ontology annotation, biological process: regulation of transcription by RNA polymerase II; cellular response to heat.